AUGUCGAGUUUAAUGGAAAAUCCACCCCCUUGGUUGGCCCCCUUCCUAUCCUCGGGAACGUGUAAGGUCCUUGCCAUGCAGCCUGCAGGUCCCCCAAAAUCAAGGACGCCAGCCGCGCCCUUGUAUCCCAUAUUGCCCGAUAGUCAGGACCUACUAUCCCUAGACCCUCCACCCUAUCAUCCCCCUCCCCUCGCACCCCAGGCCCUGCCCGCAGCACCCGUCCCACCAGUCACCCCACUACUUGCCCCCCUAGGGGAACCAGGAGGACGGGAAGCGGCAGCCGUGCACACCCAGCGUGAGCCAAACCCUCGCCUCCCCGACUCCACUGUGGCCCUACCCCUGUGGGAAAUAGGGCCCCCCAAUGAAACAGGCAACCCCCGACUCCAGUAUUGGCCCUUUUCCACUAGUGACCUUUACAGCUGGAAAACGCAGAACGCUCGAUUCUCUGAUAACCCUAAAGACCUAAUAGCUCUUUUAGACAGUGUCAUGUUCACCCACCAGCCCACCUGGGACGACUGUCAGCAGCUCCUCCGCAUCCUGUUCACCACAGAGGAGCGAGAGAGGAUCCAAUUAGAAGCAAGAAAGCUGGUUCCCAGAGACGACGGUCGGCCGACAUCUAACCCUGACCUCAUUAAUGCGGCUUUCCCCCUAACCAGACCUCCACAGGACGAAUGGGACUACAACACUGCAGAAGGUAGGGGAAGGCUACUCAUUUAUCGCCAGACUCUGAUGGCGGGUCUCCGGGCUGCAGCUCGCAAGCCCACCAAGUUGGCUAAGGUAUAUUCAGUCGUACAGGGAAAGGCAGAGAGUCCAGCUGCUUUUAGAUUAAUAGAAGCCUUUAGGCAGUUUACUCCCAUGGAUCCAGAAGUCCCUGAGAACCAGGCUGCUGUCGUUAUGUCCUUUGUAAAUCAAGCAGCUCCUGACAUUAAAAAAAAAAAACUCCAAAGUCUAGAGGAUUUAGAAGGUAAACAGAUCCAGGAUCUGCUCCGUAUAGCACAACGGGUCUACAACAACAGGGACGCCCCAGAAGAGAGACAGAUCAAAGCCACAGAGAAAAUGACUAAAGUCCUGGCCGCUAUAGUCCAGAAAGAACAGCCACCCCCAGAAGGCACUCAAACAAUACGCCCUCCCAGGCGGCACUUAGAUAAAGAUCAAUGCGCCUAUUGUAAAGAAAAAGGCCAUUGGAUACGAGAAUGCCCCAAGAAGAAACAAUCCCGCCCCAGCCAAGAGCAAUGGCAACCUAAAAUAGCCCCCAUACUGCUUACCCAAGAUACAGAAUAGGGAGGAUGGGGUUCAGAUCCCCUCCCCAAAUCUAGGGUAACGUUGCAAGUGGAGGGGACCCCGGUCCAGUUCCUAGUUGAUACUGGGGCACAGCACUCAGUUCUGGUCAAGCCCCAUGGAAAAGUAUCUGAAAAAUCAUCCUGGGUAUAAGGGGCCACCGGAAUAAAGAAGUACCCCAGGACAACUCAGAGGACUGUGGACUUAGGAACUGGGAAGGUAACCCACUCCUUCCUGGUCAUUCCCGACAGCCCCUGCCCCCUGUUGGGGAGGGAUUUGCUUACCAAAAUGGGGGCUCAAAUUCAUUUCCAACCGGGGGGACCCACAGUGACUGACUUCCACAACCAACCCAUAUCUGUACUCACUGUGAAACUAGAAGAUGAAUAUAGGCUCCAUCAGGAACCCACUCCUCUGGGGCAGGGCAUCGAGCCCUGGCUUCAACGCUUCCCAGACGCAUGGGCAGAAACGGGUGGUAUGGGGUUAGCAAAACAUCACCAAGCCCUAUUUAUAGAGGUCAAGCCCGGGACGGACCCCGUUCGCGUGCGCCAAUACCCUAUGCCGGCGGAAGCCAAAAAUGGCAUCACACCGCACAUCCGCCGCCUCCUUGACUUCGGGGUCCUACGCACCUGCCACUCAGCAUGGAAUACCCCCCUUCUGCCCAUGUGCAAACCCAACAGCGGGGAAUACAGACCAGUGCAGGACCUGAGAGAAGUCAAUAAGCGGGUGAUGGACAUACAUCCAACCGUUCCUAACCCCUAUACUCUCCUGAGCGCCCUCAGCCCAGAAAAACAAUGGUCUACUUACGUUGAUGAUCUCUUAAUAGCUGCCGAGACACCCGAAACCUGCAUCCAGGGAACCGAAGGUCUCCUGCGAACUCUGGGAACCUUAGGCUACCGCGCCUCAGCAAAGAAGGCUCAGAGCUGCAAGUCAGAGGUAACUUACCUGGGUUACUUACUGAGAGGGGGGCAACGCUGGCUAAUGGAUGCCUGGGAGGAGACUGUCCUUCAUAUUCCCAGACCGCAGACACCACGACAGGUGAGGGAAUUCCUAGGGUCGGCUGGGUUCUGCGGACUAUGGAUACCAGGGUUUGCUGAAUUAGCAAAACCUUUAUACCAGGCAACAAAAGAUCAACAGCCCUUUAGUUGGACAGAGGAAGCCGAACAGGCCUUCCAACAAAUCAAAAAUACUCUGCUAUCAGCACCUGCCCUGGGACUCCCCGAUGUCUCCAACCCUUCCACCUAUAUGUAG
Panthera uncia (snow leopard) is the source of this 2526-nucleotide messenger RNA. RefSeq lists its product as uncharacterized. Gene Ontology annotation, biological process: proteolysis; virion assembly. NCBI's taxonomy places the organism in Eukaryota, Metazoa, Chordata, Mammalia, Carnivora, Felidae. The record is from RefSeq and is a predicted model, not a curated record. Gene Ontology annotation, molecular function: aspartic-type endopeptidase activity; zinc ion binding; nucleic acid binding.